UCAUCAUUUAACCGGCAAUAAAGCAACACUCAACAUGCAAAUGAAAUGCAAUACCAGCAGGAAACCAAGCACUCAGUGCAACAGACCACUGCAGAGAGUGACACACAUACACAUCAACAAUUCGAAAGACUGCCAGGAACCUUCAGCCAUAAGAAUGAUGAUGAACCACACCAACCAAACGGAGGACGACCUCUUCUCCUGCUACAGUCCUUCAGUUGUUGGCUACCGCUACUUUGCUGUGCUGUGGGGAUGUGCUGUGACCAUCAUAGGUACGGUGGGGAACCUGAUGACCAUUCUAGCCUUCGCCAUAGAUCCUCAUUUGAGGACGCGCUUCAAUGUGCUCAUCGUCAACCUGGCUCUAGCUGAUCUCCUGUACUGCACCAUACUGCAGCCCAUCUCAGUUGACUCCUAUCUACACCUCAGAUGGCGCACUGGUCAGCUGUGGUGCAGAAUAUUCGGCCUGCUCCUCUUCCUCUCCAACUCUGUCUCCAUUAUCACCCUCUGUCUGAUAGCAGGAGGCAGAUAUCUACUGGUCGCUAAGAGAGCUGUUUUUGACCGUGUCUUUUCUGACCGUGGUCUUAUUUUACUCCUCAUCUCAGCUUGGGCAAUUGGCCUGGCCAGCUUUGGCCCACUAUGGCCUGUUUAUGUAUUUGUGCCACAGGUAUGCACAUGCAGCUUCCAUCGAACCAGGGGUCGCCCCUACAGCACCAUCCUGCUGUUUUUCUUCUUUUUUGUCGGUCUGGGAUGUGUUGGCGCAUUCUACUUCCUCAUCUACAGACGUGUCCGGAUUGCAUCAAAAGCUCUACUCCGCUAUAGGUUCAGCCGCCGAUCUUCCAGGAAGAAACCGGCUUCUUCAGCACAAGGAACAGACGACAGCGGUGUUGAGAGCGGUACGGGCAACACAUGUAGCUGUGAGAUGAGCAGCCAGGCUGAUCUAACCCAAAGAAAGGAUGAGAGCACAUGUGAAAAGAGCUUUGCCAAGGCUCCAAAUUCAUCAGCAGCCAACAAGACUACCCCUGAUAUCGUCUCUACAUCACCUUUAUCCACACCUGUUCCGACAGGUGCAGCAUCCUCCUCUCACUCAGCAACUACAGGGGAUGAUGGUGAAUUUAAGCGUGUCACACGCAUGUGCUUCACUGUUUUUCUGUGUUUUGUGUGCUGCUUUGUCCCCUUCCUGUUGCUCAACAUAGUUGACAAACAUGGUCGUGCCCCACAGGUUCUGCACAUGUUCACUGCAAACCUCACCUGGCUCAACAGCUGUAUCAACCCUGUGCUCUAUGUUGUCAUGAACAGACAGUUUCGACAGGCCUACCGUGUGCUGCUCACAAAGGCUGCAGCACCGUUCACCUGCCUGUGGACCUGGUGGUGAACACCAUUAUCCUGAACUUGAUUGUUUUAGCUGAUAUUACCCCAGUAGAACAUUAUUCUCGUGAAACAGUAGUGCAGCUUACAUGAAGCUACUAUUAACUUUUAAGUUAACAAAAGAAGGGGAAGAAUUACUCUCAUACAGUGUAAAAAAGCAAAGGUUGAAUAUGAUGAACCAAAUUGCAUUUAUGUGGCAUAACUAACAUUUCAGACUGCUGCAUUUCCUUUUACAACAUUCAUGUUGUAUUCUGUCUUUUGCUUUAAUAGUAUUUAAAAGAUUAUAUUAUCUGUUUAUAUUAUGUAUCACGUAAUAAAUUCUAUUUUUUGUAAAAAUGUGUUCAGAAUUCUGAGCAACAAUUAGCCCAUACACCACCACUUUUCUAGCUUUUACAUCAUAUGGGAAAACACCAAUGUUACAAAAUUGGGAUAUUCCUGUGUCAAUCACACAUUUUUUUAGAAAUUCAGGAACUUACAACUUUAACCUCUGACGUAUGUCUCUCAUGAUCGUGCAAGACUAAUGAGUAAAGAGGUUCACGUGACCUGGCCUUUAUUUGACAUGUGAGUGGGGUAAUACUAACAGUGACACUAACCAUUAAAAGGAGUGAUUGAGGACCAGCCCUGGAGGUAAUACUUCUUAUAAUAGACUAGUGGUUGGCGGGAUAAAAAAAAUGCAAACACACAGCUGCCUACACAUGCCACUGUUUUAAACCACACUCAACCUUCACAGCAGCACUAUAUUGAGUGGUGUGCACCACUAACACCUGGCCUCUGGACUCACUUCCACUUUGACCUUUUGUGGGCAACCAAUAAGAUUAAAGCUGCCCAUGUGUAAUGACAGGAAAGUAGAAACACACAACACAUGGAUACAACACAUCA
This is a messenger RNA of Acanthopagrus latus (yellowfin seabream), 2241 nucleotides long. Its product is annotated as G-protein coupled receptor 84-like. Gene Ontology annotation, biological process: neuropeptide signaling pathway. Gene Ontology annotation, cellular component: membrane. The record is from RefSeq and is a predicted model, not a curated record. Bases 35 to 1369 code for a protein of 444 amino acids. Gene Ontology annotation, molecular function: urotensin II receptor activity. The transcript has 2 exons. Lineage: Eukaryota; Metazoa; Chordata; Actinopteri; Spariformes; Sparidae.